CGGCAUUGCAAAUCGAGAUCCCUUCGUGUUACCUAGCCGCGACUUGGGCUAACUUCAGAAUGAUUACUGCGUUACCGGUACCUUCAGUAAAAGUCUUUCACAAGACUUACUACCAAGAGAAAAGUUCGAGAAUAGGGAACAGCCAGCCAGGUAGUCCAUUAGCGGAAAGUGAAGCGGUGCUGGCUAUGAUAGACAAAGAACAACCGGAAUAUUAUUUCUGUGGAAAGGUCAAUUCGCUAUACGUCGUCGUCGGUUCGCUUUUGCUGGGAGCGGUAGUUCUGGUUGUCGGUCUGGUGCAACUCGCGCCGGGCGCGGAAGCUGCUCAGAACUCGGCCGCGCUGAUCGCCGCCGGUAGCGGUCUUCUCGUCAUAGGGGUGUUUGUCGCACCUCUGAGAGCCGUCUGCAUCAGAAAGCAGAACGCGGCGCAGAAGGACGGCACUCAUCAGCGGAGUGUCACUAGUAUUGACAUGCUGUUGGCGCAGCACAGGGACUUUACGGUCUUGACGCCCGACGAGCUCGAGGACCUCGUGGGUCGACCGUCCAACAACCUGGAGAACAAACCCCACAAACAGGGUCAAAACACCUAGGUAUCGUCUGCCUCGAGGAAGACGUUGCCGUCCACGUCAUCGUCUCCGCCAUGCUCGAGUACUACACCGCCAUCGCCGUUCGCUACAUCACCAGGACCAAGUUCCAUCAUUCUGUACACGCAUCGUUACGAUAUGCGCGAGCAUAGUUUGGUUUAAAAAAAUCAAUGCGCACUCACACCAUGUCAUUUUCACAGGACCAAACAUACAUGCCACCACAUGCAUUUUUCUAACAAGUGCACCGCAAAAAACUAGAGGAAAAAAUGUUAUACUAGCAGAACGAGCAUUUUGAGCUUAUUAAUCGCGUGAGAUGUACAAUUCGCGACAUAAAACAAAAACAAAAAACAUUAGCUAAAACAUACAAAACAUAGAUUUGUUUGCUGCAAAUCCCACAUCAUCUUCUUAUUAGUUUGACAUUAACUAUAUGUUCCUUUUUCUGGACUUCGCUUCUCUUGAACUUUUCGGCUCGGUUUUACUCGGACUUCCAGUCGGAAAAUAAACCGAACAGUACUUUUAAGUGAUACUUUUAGUAGAAAAUACAUAAUGAUAAGAGAAUCAAGAUAAAUUACUUAAAAGAUGGUUAUGUAAUAAAACGCCUCACGUUAAGAGACGUGUUCACAUGCUGUUUCUCUCUUUGCUUGUCGGUUUUGCGGAUGUGAUUUCAAAGUCAGAUUAUAAUAUACGUGGUGGCAAAAUGUGCGUUUAAACCAUGUCAGCUACCACAGCAACGUUCGUAUAUUAUACAAACGACACAGAUCUGAAGCUCCACGAUGAUUGUUCGCACGCUUGUUGCGUAUAGCGACACACUCAUAUGAUUAAAGAUAUAACACAUUUUUUAACCGUAAUACUCUAUUGCGGAAAACUAGCCAGUAAACCGACGAGUGCGGUUUAUAACAGACAUUAUAUCUAUAGUGACGAAAAAAAUGUAAUAUCUAUAUUUGUGUUUUGAAUGAAUUCUCAUGAUAACUUUGUCGGACGAAUAUACAAGUAAUAUGCAUGAGAAGAAUGCAAGAGAAGAAUGCAAGUUUAAAGUAUGAACUAAGUCCGAUAGAAUAUGUAAAGUUCUAUAGUUUGGUGAAAGAGUCCAGGAACACAUACACAUACACACACACAAUCACAAAGAUAAGAAUUUUACUUCUACCGAUAAACACAGGAAUUGAUUUUGUAAUACAUAUAUAUCUUAUGACAUAACUUAAGUCAUACGCAAGUCAUUGUGUCUUCUGUUUUGUAAAAUUUUCUUAAACAAAGCGAUGACAUUUGCUCUUCGAUACUUUCACAUAUUCGGUAAAUGUUCAGUAAAACGGAGCACCUUCG
Molecule: messenger RNA, 1898 nt
Organism: Pseudomyrmex gracilis
Lineage: Eukaryota; Metazoa; Arthropoda; Insecta; Hymenoptera; Formicidae
Exons: 4
Coding region: 60-587 (175 amino acids)
Source: RefSeq, a predicted model, not a curated record